Messenger RNA from Mastomys coucha (southern multimammate mouse), 4892 nucleotides. It is a transcript of the gene Abat, whose product is annotated as 4-aminobutyrate aminotransferase. The transcript is spliced from 17 exons. Lineage: Eukaryota; Metazoa; Chordata; Mammalia; Rodentia; Muridae. The record is from RefSeq and is a predicted model, not a curated record. Gene Ontology annotation, cellular component: mitochondrion. Gene Ontology annotation, biological process: GABA catabolic process. Bases 415 to 1917 code for a protein of 500 amino acids. Gene Ontology annotation, molecular function: pyridoxal phosphate binding.
UCUUGGGGUGACUACAUAUACUCCUGCAUGGCAGGACUGGCAUCUGCUCAGCAUGAGCACAGAUUCCUGAGUCCAGGGGAGCCAUUUAGGGAUCUGAGGCUUUGCCUGUCAGCACAUUCCUCGGGGAUGCCUCAGCCUUCCGAGGAAAUGUCUGAGGAGAGGCCCUGGAAUGAGAGAGAGGGGAAGAAGCCAGUUUUAAGAGGCCUCAGGGCCCCCUGUGCCUUGAGUCUGUGUUUUGGGGACUCUCUGGACAUCCAGAGCCUCUUAUGUUCAGAAGAUGAGCCCAAUGACAUCUCUGGCUCCUACAGAAUGACAUGGAGGAAAUGUUCUAAGACAGAAAUGCUGAGCUGGUUUCGGAACGCUGACCACGACAGCAGCAAGUAAAGGGGGUCCCUCUGCCUGAAGAAGGUGGUCAUGGCCUUCUUGUUGAUUACCCGACGGCUGGCCUGCAGUUCACAGAAAAACCUCCACCUCUUCACACCUGGAUCCAGAUAUAUCAGCCAAGCUGCUGCCAAAGUUGACAUUGAAUUUGAUUAUGAUGGACCACUGAUGAAGACAGAAGUCCCAGGGCCAAGAUCUAAGGAGCUAAUGAAACAGCUGAACACAAUCCAGAAUGCAGAGGCCGUGCACUUUUUCUGCAACUAUGAAGAGAGCCGAGGCAACUACCUAGUAGACGUGGACGGCAACCGCAUGUUGGACCUAUAUUCUCAGAUCUCCUCUGUGCCCAUAGGUUACAACCAUCCGGCUCUGGCGAAACUCGUUCAACAGCCUCAGAACACGAGCACUUUCAUCAACAGACCUGCCCUGGGCAUCCUGCCUCCAGAGAACUUUGUGAACAAGCUCCAGGAGUCCUUGAUGUCUGUGGCACCCAAAGGUAUGUCCCAGCUCAUCACCAUGGCCUGUGGCUCCUGCUCCAAUGAGAAUGCGUUCAAGACCAUCUUCAUGUGGUACCGGAGUAAGGAACGAGGGCAGAGAGGUUUCUCCAAAGAGGAGCUAGAGACCUGCAUGGUUAACCAGAGUCCUGGAUGCCCAGACUACAGCAUCCUCUCCUUCAUGGGUGCUUUCCACGGGAGGACCAUGGGUUGCUUAGCGACCACACACUCCAAAGCAAUUCACAAGAUUGACAUCCCUUCCUUUGACUGGCCCAUUGCUCCAUUCCCACGGCUGAAAUAUCCCCUGGAGGAGUUCAUGACGGACAACCAGCAAGAGGAGGCCCGUUGCCUAGAAGAGGUCGAGGAUCUAAUUGUGAAAUAUCGGAAAAAGAAGAGAACAGUGGCUGGAAUCAUCGUGGAGCCCAUCCAGUCCGAGGGUGGAGACAACCACGCGUCAGAUGACUUCUUCCGGAAGCUGAGAGACAUAGCCAGGAAGCAUGGCUGUGCCUUCUUGGUGGACGAGGUGCAGACUGGAGGAGGCUGUACAGGCAAGUUCUGGGCCCAUGAACACUGGGGCUUGGAUGACCCCGCCGAUGUAAUGUCGUUCAGCAAGAAGAUGAUGACUGGGGGCUUCUUCCACAAGGAGGAGUUUCGGCCAAGUGCUCCUUACCGGAUCUUCAACACCUGGCUGGGGGACCCAUCUAAGAACUUGCUGCUGGCUGAGGUCAUCAAUGUCAUCAAGCGGGAAGACCUGCUCAACAAUGUGGCCCAUGCUGGGAAGACCCUACUCACAGGGCUGCUGGACCUCCAGGCCCAGUACCCACAGUUCAUCAGCAGGGUGAGGGGACGAGGCACCUUCUGUUCCUUCGACACUCCUGAUGAAGCCAUACGGAAUAAACUCAUCCUGAUUGCCAGGAACAAAGGUGUGGUAUUGGGGGGCUGCGGUGACAGAUCCAUCCGUUUCCGCCCCACGCUGGUCUUCAGGGAUCACCACGCCCAUCUGUUCCUCAACAUUUUCAGUGGCAUUUUAGCAGAUUUCAAGUAACAGAGACGUCUCCAUGCCGCUCACUCGGAGAGAGUCCUGUCUCAGCGGUGUCAACUUGAUUAGUUUGCCUAAUUCAUAUUUUCACUUCAGAGUUUAUCAGAGGCGAAUGCAUAAACUAAAGGGUCAUUUGUGGGGCAGGCUCAUUGGUUAGUGCUUGUGGAGUGCUUGUGGAAAGGACGAUGGUUUGAGGAGCGUCCCCUGCAGAGCUCAUGGUGACCACUGGUUAAAGCCCAGAAGUUCUGUGUAAGCAUUGAAUGCUGUCUUAGGAAAGGCCAUGAAGCCAUAUUUCUGCCAACCCUAGACUAACCAGUCUCUUAGAAAUCACUCAAGGGUAUUACACAUGCUCCGAGGCGGGUGGGUAUCUGCCUAUCUCAAGUACCCUAUCAGAGAUCAGAGAUAAUGGCAUCCUCUCUUCCCUCACAAACAAGCUCUUGUCACUUCUCACCUAAUCCCUAGCUCCAUGCCCCCACUCGUGACUUACUGAGGGUCUGGAUAGCUGUCAGGAAGAUGACAAGGUAGGGAAAUAAGGACCAUGUCUGGAGGCUUCUGGUACCCUAAACACCAAGACCCACUCAUCCCUGUGCCCUGAUGAUGUCUCUGGCCUGUGAAUUCUAUCCUUGACUGACCCGUGCUCCUGGAGGACCUCCAGUUGUGCCAGUGAUAGAUAGUUUAGUCAACAUUCCCAUCAUGUGUCAAUCUGGACUCGGAGGAAGGAGAGAACACCCUGAGCACCCAGGAGACUCAUGGAGCCUCCACUGAGGAACACGUACAGCAGAGUCCUUCAUCCCAUCUCCAGGGCCUCUGACUUAUGACCCCUCAUCCUGGGAGCACCAUAGUCCAUCUUUCACUCACCCACCUUCCCUCCAUUCCUGAGCAGGACUAGUCCAUCCCAGAGGGCCACUGCUGGACUUCCUGUUAGGGGCAAUGUGUUCAUUAUAAAGGCAUAAGGACACCACAACAGCUUGCUGGUCCUGAUGGUUUUCUUGGACUUGCCCCCACCUCCUCACCCCCCCACCCGACCCCACCCCAUCCCUACUCCCAGCCUGGACUUCUCCUGAGUAUGAGGCUUUCCUGGCAUCCAGCAGUUGAUGCUUAUGCAGGCUCCAGCAUCUCAGCCAGAGGCCAGAUGUUCUUAGAACUGCCUGGCUUGGCCUGAGAGGCUCCUAAGCAGACCACUAACCCUUCAGAGAGACAGUGUGUAUUUAACAUGUAGACUGCAGGGGCCUGUUUUAUCCAGAUGCGUCUUUGCAUCCUGGUGCCCUCGUUGACUGGGGAGAUGAGUAUACCAGGGUUUCCAAUUCAGCCCUUUUGUUCUCUUAAUGAUGAUUCAUCCAAAGACCUGGCUUUUGUGCUUCCUUAGACACGGCCCCCAACUUACCUGCCUUGAAGAAGAAAGGCGCUGACACACUUAACACAAACAGCAGAUCCAUGAAUACCAGUUCAUGUCACAGCCCUGCAGUCCGAGAUUCAGUGCCCUCUUCGUAGCUGUGUUUAAGGUCAUUUCCAUCAGUGAUGGGGUCUCCUCCCUUCCUCCUUCCCUGUAAGCUUUCACUCAGAGCAUGUUUAUUUCCACAUCCAUUAUUUAUCCACUCAUCAGACUGCCAUGAAAUAUUUGUGUUGUUCCAGGUCCUGUGCUAAGCACAGGCACCAAACAUGAAAUGAGAGAAGGUCCUUGCUCCUGGGAACUCCCACUCUCUCGGGAACCACAGACGCCUAACGUUGAAGUCAGAAUGGCAAGUGUGCCAGCAAGGAUUUCUGAACACUAAAUCCAAUGAGCCUUCACAGGGAAAGGAUGUUUGAGCAGAAUUCUCCAGAAUGGAGUUAUCCAAGGAGAAAAGGCAAGGAUGAGUGAAGGAAGCAAAAAGCAUGUGCAGAGGCACACCUGUGCAUGUGCAGAGGCACACCUGUGCAUGUGCAGAGGCACACCUGUGCAUGUGCAGAGGCACACCCGUGCAUAGUCUCAGCCCCCUGAGGAGCCAGACCCCACCCAAAAAUCCCAAGGUUCAAGGUCUUAUUUAACAAGCCAGAAAAAUGCAGGCCAAGCCCUAAUUCAUAGUAUUGGUUUAAGCAUGCUGCCUCCUGAGAACCACAGUAUCAUAUGCAGAUACUCCUGCAGGACUUUAGAGUCCAAAGGGUUUUAAUCCAGGACAUAGGCAGAAAAUGCUCUCUCUAAUUAAGGGAGCAGCUGAUAUUUCAUUUUCUUGCCACAGGGCAUGUUGACAGAAGAAUGAAACUCUUUGUAGAAAGUCAUCUCCAGAUGUAUUGUCCACCCCUUGCCCAGAGACAGUUUAAAUAAACUAACAAAAAUUAAGGCGUUUAUCCACAAGUUCUUGACUCGAGUACAGUGCAUUCCUGAGACACCCUCUUUGGGAGUACAGGAGGUUAGCUGGAAGAAUGCCAAGGGAAAGAAUUGUCCACAAAACUCAAGACUGUAGAGACUUAGAGAAGGCUGAAGAAGCCUAGUGGGCAGGCUUCUGCCUAGGGCAGAAGCCACAAACAAGCACAUCUGUGUGGAAGGUCUGGAGGAACACCCAUCAUGCGUUAGUGCAGUAGAGUUUAGUAAGCAUCUCUAGCCAGUCUUGUCAAUUGUGCAGAAAACAAGGCCUGGUACUAGCAAGUCUUAGCAUAUCCUCCCUUUUUAUUAUAAAUGGGUGGUUUUUUUUUUUUUUAUAACUUUUACUGAUGCUCAGUAACCAUGCAAAACUGUGCACAUUCAUGUACUAAUAGAUCUGUACCUAUCUAUCUCUGUAUGCAUAUAUAUCAGCUCACUGUAGAAAACCACAGCUAUGGAGCUUCGCAGACUCUCAUGCAAACCAAGUGAUCUUGUUUACAGUAACUGUCAACAGUGCCAAUAAGGGGUGGGGGGCACUAACCUGUCAGAGUGGAACUGGUGACCACGUGAACAGUUCCAUGAAUUAAAUGUUUCCUGUGUUAAUCAGUAUUCUUAAAUUAAAAGAAAACGUUUAUAAUGGAAA